AUGGCUCUGCAGGUGGGAAACGGGAGUGCCUUGGGGAUGUCGGAGCAGGGGAACCUCAGCCUGGAAGUUAUCGACUACAACAUGAGCUCCACCAACAGCUCUGUCCUUCCUAAACCGGCUGCCAGAGCCCGCGAGAUGGACACGUUUCGUAUCCUGCUCUACUCGCUCAUCUUCCUGCUCAGCGUCUUCGGCAACCUGUUGAUCAUUGUGGUCCUGAUGGUGAACAAGCGCAUGCGAACCGUCACCAACUCCUUCCUGCUGUCGCUGGCGGUCAGCGACCUGAUGAUGGCCAUCUUCUGCAUGCCCUUCACUCUGAUCCCCAACAUCCUGGAGGACUUCAUCUUCGGAGCCAGCAUGUGCAAGAUAGCUGCCUACCUAAUGGGGGUCUCUGUCAGCAUCUCUACCUUCAGCCUGGUGGCCAUCGCCAUCGAGAGGUACAGCGCCAUCUGUAACCCCCUGAAAUCACGUGCAUGGCAGACUCGCUCCCAUGCCUACCGUGUCAUCGCUGCCACCUGGAUGGUGUCGCUGCUAAUCAUGGUGCCCUAUCCUGUCUUCAGCGUCCUCAAGACAUUCCCAAAGGUCAAUGGUACCACAGGCCACCAGUGUCGCCUGGACUGGCCCAGUCAGCAAGUGGAGCAGACCUGGUACAUGCUGCUGCUGUUCACCCUGUUCUUCAUCCCGGGUGUGGUGAUGAUCAUAGCGUACGGUCUGAUCUCCAGAGAGCUCUACCGAGGGAUUCAGUUCGAGCUGAGCCAGAACAAAGACACUGCCGGUCAAAGGAAUGGAAUAGGUAGGGCUAUGGCGAAUGACGAUGACGACGGCUGCUACAUUCAGGUGUCAAAAAAGCCCACUUUUGCUGUGGAGCUUCCCACCCUCUCCGCCUCAUCUAGCACCGUCCAGCUCAAGACUGAGCGAGCUCGUAGUAACACGUCAGAGGCUAAACUUCAAGCCAAGAGACGCGUCAUCCGCAUGCUGAUGGUGAUCGUAGCCCUCUUCUUCAUCUGCUGGAUGCCCUUGUACUCAGUCAACACCUGGAAGGCCUUUGACCCCAUGUCUGCCUCCAAAGCCCUCUCCGGAGCACCCAUCUCCUUCAUCCACCUGCUGUCCUACACUUCGGCCUGCGUCAACCCCAUCAUUUACUGCUUCAUGAACACUCGUUUCCGCAAGGCCCUACUGGCCACCUUCGCCUGCUGCUGUCGUAACCGCCUGUGCCGCCGCUGCCAGUGGGGCAGGAGGAGGGAGGGCGAAGAUGGCAUCAACGCCACCUCCAUGGCCACGUCGAUGGUGACCUCCAUGUCCAAGUUCAGCUACACUACAGUCAGCUCUACCGGAACCUACUGA
Molecule: messenger RNA, 1341 nt
Organism: Nematolebias whitei (Rio pearlfish)
Lineage: Eukaryota; Metazoa; Chordata; Actinopteri; Cyprinodontiformes; Rivulidae
Gene: cckbra
Product: cholecystokinin B receptor a
Exons: 5
Coding region: 1-1341 (446 amino acids)
Biological process (GO): neuropeptide signaling pathway
Cellular component (GO): membrane
Molecular function (GO): gastrin receptor activity; neuropeptide receptor activity
Source: RefSeq, a predicted model, not a curated record